GUGUGAUAAAUGCGCGUAACUUUUUGUCAUCCAUUUUUUUUAAAAAAUCUAUUUUCAUUAGAAAAAUGUUUAUUUCAGUGCAAGAUUUUCAGCUACCCACUGUGUAAGUAGUAGUUAGUGCCUGGAGGCAAUUACAGCAGGUUUUAUGGCAAUAAUUCUGUGAUAAGGAUGUUCGUAUGGCACAUCCGGUAAGUUUUCAAGGGGGCUGUGACUUAAAUCAUUUGUUUUAUUGUCCUUUAUGGCCAUAUUGUGUGGUGGAGGUGCCUGCCGACAGGACUUUGUAUUGAAAUGAAUUGCAUGCUGUGGAAAGCCAUUCAGCCAUUUAGCUGCUUGGGAUUGAUAGCGUAUUUUUUAAACAUUGCCGUAUCGAUAGUUUUCUGGAAUAGCAGUUGUUUAACCAUUGCUUGGAACCCACUGUUCUUUUAAAAACUAAACAAAACUCUGAAGUCAUCUCGUUAGUUUCGAACUGUAUAGCCUAAUCUGCAUUGUAUGUGUGCCCUAAUUUGAAAUUACACGUGACUUUCCUGAGGAGUGGUGGAAGCUGAACCUUAUCAGGAGCCAGGAAUUGGUCACCGCUACCAUGUUCAGCAAGUCCCGUCUGCUGCAUCUGUAUGCCAGGACAAGGGAACUCCCUGUCUCUCAGAUUAGGACUUUGUUUUCAUACCAAAUUCACACUGCGGAGUCUUUGAGAGCCCCUUAAUUGGAGGGUGGGGAGAGCAACACUGGAGAUGUCGUCACUCCUUUGCUGUCCUCCUGGUUUCCUGCCAUGACAGCUGUAGUAGUAGGCAGAGCCCCACUCCGCUGGGCUUCAGGUCACUUCAGCUCUUGGAUAUUUCUCUGAUUUGCUGGUGAUUGAAGAAAAAUAGCGGUGUGAGUUGCACUGUCUUCGUGUGACUAAUCCCACAAGUGUUGUUUAAUAAAGAUCGUGAUUCCCCAGCUCCAUCUGAGCUGCAGUGGGUUGCAGUGGUGCCGGCAGGCAGAGCCUGAGUUUAAUGCGGGGACUGCGGCUCCCCAGCAUCCAUUCAGCUGCACAGGCCCGUGGAGGGGAAGAUGUUGGCAUAGUAGGCAAGUGGCUGUAAGCAUGUCUGCAGAUUGGAGUGAAAGAAGUCCAGCUGAGUAGCUGAGUCAGCGGAGCGUUGUCACCAUUCCUCUCGUUAAUUUCCAUGGCCUUGCUGAGUGUUUUUCGUUUCGUUUGUGGUUCCUUUGUUUGUUUCUUUCAGCUCCUACUCAACUGAAUCUCACUGAUUUGCUGGGGAGGGGCAGUCGAUUGUGCACAUGGGAGUGUCUGCGUUGGUAAAUAAAAACUCGAUAGCGUUUCGUCUCUUUGCGUUUGCCUGAUUGGUUUUAGUCACUGUUCUUCUAACGAUACUGGCUGUUAGAUGCAAAAGAUAGCUUUAUGAAUGCUACAUUGUUUGCUGUCAAAUGAAUGAUGUUCUUCUGUUUUACUGUAGACUAGAGCCAGCUGAGCGGCGUAGCGCUGUACCAUGCUUCGCAAUGCCCUAGGAAAAACCUUUCGGUUUCUUGGGUAUACUGUGCAAUAUGGCUGCAUAGCACACUGUGCCUUUGAGUACCUUGGAGGAAUUGUUGUGUGUUCCGGACCUUCAAUGGAACCAACAAUACAAAAUUCUGAUAUUGUCUUUUCGGAGAACCUUAGCCGACACUUUUAUUGCAUUCGGAAAGGAGAUAUUGUAAUUGUGAAAAGCCCGACUGACCCCAGAUCAAAUAUCUGUAAAAGAGUAAUUGGCUUGGAAGGGGAUAAAGUCUGCACAAGCAACCCUUCAGAUUUCCUUAAGACUCACAGCUUUGUGCCUAAAGGACACGUUUGGUUAGAAGGUGAUAAUCUGAGGAAUUCCACAGAUUCCAGGUGCUAUGGACCUGUUCCUUACGGACUGAUAAGAGGACGCAUUUGUUUUAAGAUAUGGCCUCUGAAUGACUUUGGAUUUCUACGCGCAAGCCCCAAUGGCCAUAGAUUUCUUGAUGAUUGACAGAAUCAAAUGACUAUUGCCAGCGUGUGUAAUAUUUUCUACUGAAAUCAAUGGAAUUAUUUUUCUUUAAAAUAAACACAAGUGUUACUUGA
Numida meleagris (helmeted guineafowl) is the source of this 2077-nucleotide messenger RNA. It is a transcript of the gene IMMP1L, whose product is annotated as inner mitochondrial membrane peptidase subunit 1. Gene Ontology annotation, cellular component: mitochondrial inner membrane peptidase complex; membrane. The transcript has 5 exons. Lineage: Eukaryota; Metazoa; Chordata; Aves; Galliformes; Numididae. The record is from RefSeq and is a predicted model, not a curated record. Gene Ontology annotation, molecular function: serine-type endopeptidase activity. The coding region runs from base 1485 to 1985 and encodes 166 amino acids.